AUGACUCGCAAGACACGUCAGUGUCCAGCUCACGAAAUCUGGUUGGAGUCCUCGGAAAAGUCCUUCGCCUGGCCGAGGCACAACGCUUUUAUGCAGCACUAUAUAUAUAUAUAUAUAUAUAUAUAUAUAUAUAUAUAUAUAUAUAUAUAA
Gaeumannomyces tritici R3-111a-1 is the source of this 150-nucleotide messenger RNA. RefSeq lists its product as hypothetical. The record is from RefSeq and is a predicted model, not a curated record. The coding region runs from base 1 to 150 and encodes 49 amino acids. Lineage: Eukaryota; Fungi; Ascomycota; Sordariomycetes; Magnaporthales; Magnaporthaceae. The transcript is spliced from 2 exons.